GACUGACUGACGAUUCAUUCAAUAAGGAGCGACACAUGUAAUCCAAGCAUCCAUGUCAGUCUCCGAUUCGUCCGUUGACUGCCAUCAGUACAUACGUCAUAGCAUGCACAUACAUACCCAUGUGCAGUGCACCUCUCUCUCUGCAGCUGCGAUAGGCCUACACACAUGUAAUGGCACACACCUCUCACUCUAUACUGCCUUGUACACACUCGUCCAGCCAGCUACCCCUCAGAGAUCGACCAACGGCCACAGAAAAACCGCACUACUCAGGGAGGAAAACUGCAGGAGGCACCGUCCGUGCGGCCAGAGACAUAAGAUCGUUACCCAUCCCCCGCAAUGAGGCGAUACUUGCUAUUCCGCUCCCCCAUCCGCCUCAGGAUCUGUGUCAUCCACACACACACACACACACGGACAAGUGAGUCGGCAUAUCCACUCGUGUGUUCCUGUUGCUCACCGCUUUCCAGAGUGCUGUGGGUUGCUCCGGCGAUGGGUAGUUGCUGAGAAGUGUGUCCUUGUCGCACGCCGCCACAUACCACACGCCCCGCUGCACCUCGCUCUCGAGCUGAUUCGGGGCCUGCGUCAACCAACACAACCACCACCACGCCAACAGCCAGCAGCAUGCAGCAUGCAGCAUGCAGACGGGUCUGUUGUUUGGUGCGUUGUGUAUGAUUGGCUUGGUACCCAUGCGCAGUAUCUGCGGAAGAACUUGAAGUCCGACGCCUCAGCCUUGCCGGUCUGCACACACACGGCACCCUCCCUGCGCACCCACGUGUCUGGCUCUGCGCAUUGUGGUGCCUGACCUGGAUCAUUUUGACACACUCCUCCACAUCCCCGCCCACGUACACUUCAUCGAUGACCUUACGCGCGCCCCGGAUGGUUCUGAAGGAACAGGUGCGUGUGCGUGGACACUCAUCGUGUGUGUUGGUUGCGUGUACCCAUGUGGGUGCAUCAUGAUGAGCGCGUCACCCAUCAGACCCCGCCGACCCACAUCGCCACCCAUGUAAAGCGUCUGCAGCAGCGCACGUGAGCACAGAAAUGAAGACGCCUUCUUUGUGCCAUGCCGCUGCCCUGCCUACGCACGUUGGCAUUGAAGACCUCCAGCCCCCGCUUCCCCUUGUCGUCUAGCGGGUCUUCCAUCUCCCCGCUGCCGCCCGGAACACCCUGCUGCUCAUCGGCCUCAUCUUCACUGCCGGCCGCUCCGUCGUAUGACACCCGCCUGACGCCCUUCAUGAGCUCCCCUAAUGUGAACUCGGUUGGCCUGUUGAGGAUGAUGCCGCACGUGUAAGGGGUGGAGUCGCCGUAGUCGGUGAUGAACACCACCGCACGGUUGAAAUACUGCUGGAAGGGGAACUUCCCAGGACUGAACAGACAACAAACCAACACGCAGAGAGAGAGGAAACGGAUCAUCAGCACGUCACGCUCGCUCACCAGGCCAGCAGCAGGCACCCCUUCUCAGGCAUCGGCAGCUCGUGCGCCCACGUUGGCCCACCGCCCAUCAUCGGCGUCGUCGCACCCUCCCACGUUCGCCCGAGUGACUCGACCUCCGUCCCAUCCAUGGGUUCGCCCUCCUCCAGCGCAGACAACAGCUCGCGAGCAGCGGCCUCUUCGUCAUCGAUCGUUUCGGGGGAGGGAGAGGGAGAGGGGGGCGGGGCAGUGGCUGCGGCAGUGGGUGGUGGAACUGCCAUCUGUGUUUGUGUGUCGUUGCCAAACUCGAGACCGCCAGCGACCAGCCGAGCGCGGAAGGAGCGCCAGUCGUCGGUGUUGCUCUCGUCAGCAGCACUACAGAAGAACACACAAGUGACACAGGGAGUGAAGGAGAGGACUGCCAGUGCAACUGGUUGGCUCGCACCUGUCAUCGCUGCUGACAGCGUGGCGUCUUAGCCUCUGCAAAAGCCGCGAAUCCACUCGGAUGACUGAACGCUGCAUAGACAGACGCAACACACAUACACAGAUGCCACGAGAUAGAUGCUCAGUGCAUUGACCCACCUGGGAGACCGAUUCAUCUGCCUCGUGCCGCCUUGGAAUUGGAGCAAACCGCCUUCUAUCGAGCAGCCACGAAGGCCUGUAUGACGGCACGAACGCCGAGCUCCACCCGAGCGAUGACAGCAUGAGCAGAAGGGACGAGAUGGACAGAUGAGAUGCAAUUGAUGAUAAUAGUCCCAUGAUCAGCAGAUCCUUAGACAGCCGUGCACAUUUGAGCAACGAAUUGCGUUCC
Vitrella brassicaformis is the source of this 2215-nucleotide messenger RNA. The record is from the annotation of a GenBank genome assembly. Lineage: Eukaryota; Vitrellaceae.